UUAAAGGUGCUAAUAAUAGUAAUUCAUUACUCUUACAUGGAAGAAAAUGGUAAUUGAAAAAAUAAAAUAAGGAGAAAAAUGGCAUGUAAGGAACCCAACUAACAACCACGGUAAAGUGGUGUGGGCAUGCGCAAAAGCGCUCCACAACCACGGUUCGACCCCCACCUAAUACCAAAAAAACAAAAAAGGAAACCGAAGAAAAACAGUCCUCUGUUUGUGUCUCCUACACACGCUACUUGGAUUUUUCCUUAAAAUUUAAUGUACAUAUAUAUACACACUCAUAUAUACACGUACUUGUGUGCAUAUUUAUGCAAUGUAUACACAAACAAGGUGGAGGAAAAAGAUGAUGGAGCUUCAGCGGCAUUUGGUUGAGAGAGAGGAGGAGACCCAUUCCUCUGUGGGUAAUGAUGACACCUUCGCACAAGCCAGUCUAUGGAGUCGGCUCACGUUUCAAUGGCUGAAUCCACUUUUCAGACAAGGCCGAGUUCGGAAACUCGAGUUCCGCCAUGUUCCUCCGGUUUCCCGGUCAGAAUCUGCCGAAAACGCUUCCUCUUCCCUCGAGGAGUCUCUCUCCCAGCAAAGGUUCGACGAUCUGGCUCUGCCUUUCGCCAUUGCAAGAACCAUUAGCCAUUCUCUCACGCUCAACGCCGUUUUCGCAGUGCUCAACACUGUUGCAUCGUACGUUGGGCCAUUGCUUAUAACGACGUUCGUGAACAUCUUGCACGAGAAACAGACAAUCUCCAGUGACGGUCUGGUUCUUGCCUUUGUCUUCUUCUUCGCCAAGACAGUGGAGUCUCUGUGUCAACGACAAUGGUACUUCGGUGCUCAGAAGAUUGGCGUUAGAGUCAAAGCGGCUCUCACCGUGUUGAUCUACAAGAAAUCCCUCUCCGUCAAAUUCGUGGGUUCGAAAAAUGGAAAGAUCGUAAAUUUGAUCAAUGUGGACGUCGAAAAGGUCGGAGAUUUCUGUCUGCAGAUCCAUGAACUCUGGUUAUUACCAGUUCAGGUGGUUCUAGCUUUGGUGAUCUUGUACAAGAAUCUCGGUUUCGCCCCAUCGUUCGCAGCUCUUGUCUCGACCGUUCUGGUUAUGAUGAGCAACACUCCUAUAGCCAACAGGCAGAAGAGUCUGCACUCAAAGAUCAUGGAAGCAAAGGACUCGAGGAUAAAGACGACUUCCGAGAUUCUGAAGAGCAUGAGGAUUCUGAAACUUAACUCGUGGGAGCCCAAGUUUCUCAAGAAAAUCCUUCAUCUCCGAGAAACCGAGAGAAAAUGGCAGAAACGGUAUCUGUACACGAGCUCAGCCAUUACUUUUCUCUUCUGGGCAUCUCCGACACUUGUGUCCGUGAUCACUUUCGGCGUCUGUUUCGUCUAUAACACUCCUCUGACAUCAGCCACCGUCUUAUCGACUCUUGCAACGUUCAGGAUACUAACGGAGCCUAUAUACAAUCUCCCCGGGCUCAUGUCACUGGUGGCUCAAUCCAAAGUGUCGUUAGAACGGAUUGAAGGGUUUAUCAGAGAGGAGGACCAGAUGAAUAUCGAGUAUUCUCCUCUCGAUUCUUCAAACGCAAUUGACAUCAAGCAAACACAUUUGAGAAGUGUCAUGGGAUCCAUUCAUGUAAUUGGCAAUCCAAGAUCUGAACACAAAAAAAAAACUCACCCUUUUUGAACAACCUCGUU
Tarenaya hassleriana is the source of this 1674-nucleotide messenger RNA. Its product is annotated as ABC transporter C family member 3-like. The transcript is spliced from 2 exons. Gene Ontology annotation, molecular function: ABC-type transporter activity; ATP binding. Gene Ontology annotation, biological process: transmembrane transport. Gene Ontology annotation, cellular component: plant-type vacuole; vacuolar membrane. The record is from RefSeq and is a predicted model, not a curated record. NCBI's taxonomy places the organism in Eukaryota, Viridiplantae, Streptophyta, Magnoliopsida, Brassicales, Cleomaceae. The coding region runs from base 314 to 1663 and encodes 449 amino acids.